UCAAGACUGUCCGUAAUUUUAAAGGGUGCCUCAAGACUGUCCGUAAUUUUAAAGGGUGCCUCAAGACUGUCCAUAAUUUUAAAGGGUGCCUCGGGACUGUCUGUGAUUUUAAAGGGUGCCUCGGGACUGUCCAUAAUUUUAAAGGAAUGGAGUGCCUCAACACUGUCCAUAAUUUUAAAGGGUGCCUCAAGACUGUCCAUAAUUUUAAAAGGGUACCUCAAGACUGUCCGUAAUUUUAAAGGGUGCCUCAAGACUGUUCAUAAUUUUAAAGGGUACCUCAAGACUGUCCGUAAUUUUAAAGGGUGCCUCAAGACUGUUCAUAAUUUUAAAGGGUGCAUCAAGACUGUCCAUAAUUUUAAAGGGUGCCUCAAGACUAUCCAUAAUUUUAAAGGGUGCCUCAAGACUGUCCAUAAUUUUAAAUGAUGCCUCAGGACUGUCCAUAAUUUUAAAGGGUGCUUCAAGACUGUCCAU
Staurois parvus is the source of this 471-nucleotide messenger RNA. NCBI's taxonomy places the organism in Eukaryota, Metazoa, Chordata, Amphibia, Anura, Ranidae. The record is from the annotation of a GenBank genome assembly.